Molecule: messenger RNA, 4006 nt
Organism: Rhinichthys klamathensis goyatoka
Lineage: Eukaryota; Metazoa; Chordata; Actinopteri; Cypriniformes; Leuciscidae
Product: NACHT, LRR and PYD domains-containing protein 12-like
Exons: 14
Coding region: 1-3975 (1324 amino acids)
Molecular function (GO): protein binding
Source: RefSeq, a predicted model, not a curated record
AUGACGGAGAUCAAAUACAUAGGACACACACUGAGUGCUCAAGGAGUUAAGCCAGAUGAAGGAAAAGUAAGGGCAGUGACUGAAAUCCCACCACCACAAAGCAAGCCAGAACUGCAAAGAUUUCUGGGAGUGGAGCAAUAUCUGGCAAAGUUCAUUCCCAAUAUGUCUGACAUAAGUGCACCUUUGAGGAAAUUGCUGGAGAAAGAGACAGAGUGGCACUGGGAGGAUGCUCAACAGCAAAAUGCCAGUUCAGAAGGACUAGGAGCUGUGAUUCUGCAAGAAGGAAGGCCAGUGGCUUACGGCUCGAGAGCUCUGAACGACUGUCAGCGUAGAUACGCACACAUUGAAAAGGAGUUGUUGGCCAUAGUUUAUGGUUGUGAGAAAUUUCACCAGUAUGUGUACGGAAAGGAAAUCAUGAUUGAAAGUGAUCACAAGCCAUUAGAGAGUAAGAAGCCGCUGCAUCAGGCUCCUAUGAGAUUACAAAGAAUGCUUUUACGGCUACAGAGAUACAAUCUGAAGGUGAUGUACAAACCUGGUGAUGCUGAAGGAUUGAGUGUUUUCAGAAAGCAGUGCUGUGUAAGAUCAGGCUCACAUGUGUCCAGCUCUGUGUCUCUGAAGAGUGAUCGCUCUAAAGAUGGAGAAGGACCAGACUUUAGUGAGGAAACACCAUCAUCUAAUGAAAGUGUAAGAUCAGGCUCACAUGUGUCCAGCUCUGAGUCUCUGAAGAGUGAUUGCUCUAAAGAUGAAGGACCAGACUUCAGUGAAAAAACACCAUCAUCUAAUAAAAGGCUUCAAUAUGAGACAUUCGACUCAGACCUUCAGACUCACAGGAACCACGAGAAUUUCAAAGACAAUCUUCUUGGGAUCUUCCAGGAUCUUGAGAGCAAAAUAAUCACGUUUCUGAAGAAUGAGCUGGAGAAGUUAAAGAAAAUAUUACAACAUGAGAACACACAACACUUUGUGAAGGACUUUAAUGAGAACAGAUCCAGUAUCAAAUCAGCAGCUCUUGAUCUCACACUACAUUACCUGAGAGAGAUGAAGCAAGAUGAAGCUGCUGAUGCUCUAGAAGAUGAGCUGUUCUUCAUUCAUCAGCUGAAAUGUGGCCUAAAGAAGAAGUAUCAAUGUGUGUUUGAAGGAAUGGCGAAGCAAGGUGACUCCACACUCCUGAAUAACAUCUACACAGAUCUCUACAUCACUCAGGGUGGCAGUGAACAGGUCAAUACUGAACAUGAGGUGAGACAGAUUGAAGUUGCUUCCAGACGUCAUGAAGCACAAGAGAUACAGGUUGAAUGCACACAUUUGUUUGAAGCGCCUGAACAAGACAAGGAGAUCCGAACUGUACUGACAAAAGGAGUCGCUGGCAUCGGGAAAUCAGUCUCUGUGCAAAAGUUUGUUCUGGACUGGGCUGAAGGAAAAGAAAAUCAAGAUAUCAGCUUCAUAUUUCCUCUUCCAUUCAGAGAGAUGAACUUAAAGGAGAAAGAAAAACUAUGUUUGAUGGACCUUAUAACUCAAUUUUUCCCAGAGACAAAAGGACUGAACCUUACAAGAAGGAAUCAGUUCAAAGUGCUGUUCAUCCUUGAUGGACUGGACGAAUGUCGCCUUCCUCUGAAGUUUGAUUGUAAUGAGACGUGGCGUGAUGUAUCGUCACCAGCCUCUCUGGAUGUUCUCCUAACGAACCUCAUGAAGGGAAAUCUGCUUCCUUCUGCUCUCGUCUGGAUCACCAGCAGACCAGCAGCUGCCAGUAAGAUUCCUCCUGACUGUAUCGACCGGCUGACAGAGAUACGAGGAUUCAGCGACGCACAAAAGCAAGAGUACUUCAGAAAAAGAUUCAAGGAUGAUAUUCAAGCCAACACAAUCAUAGAUCAUGUUAAACAAUCAAAGAGUCUCUUUAUCAUGUGCCACAUCCCAGUCUUCUGCUGGAUUUCAGCCACUGUUCUCCAGAACAUUCUGCAGGAGAAGAGAAAUAAUGAUGUGAAAAACACUCAGGCUGAUGAGAUCUCUAAAACACUGCAGGAAUCAAACACUGAAGACACUCCCAAGACUCUGACACAAAUGUACACACACUUUCUCCGCUUUCAGAUCCAGCAGAGCCGCCGAAAAUAUGAUGGAGAAUACACACCAGAUGUUUCCUGGGAUAAAGACGCCAUCCUUUCACUGGGGAAACUGGCAUUUCAUCAUCUGGAAAGAAACAACCUGAUCUUCUAUGACACAGACCUGGAAGCCUGUGGUGUUGACGUCUAUAAGGCAUCAGUGUACUCAGGCAUGUGUACCCAGAUCUUUAAGGAGGAAACAGGGAUCGUUCUUGGUACCAUGUACUGCUUUGUUCACUUGAGCAUUCAAGAGUUUAUUGCAGCCCUUUAUGCACAUCUGUUUCUAGACAUCAACAAGACAAGUGUGUUUGAUCAUGAGUCUACAGAACAGGAGAACCGAAAUGAAACCAUGAUUGAUUUUCUCAAGACUGCAGUGGACAAGGCGCUGGAGAGUGACAAUGGACACCUGGACCUUUUCCUUCGCUUCCUCCUCGGUCUGUCACUCCAGUCCAAUCGACGACUCUUACGAGGUCUGUUGACACAGCGAGACGGCACUGACCAGAGCAACAAGGAGAUAGUUCAGUACAUCAAGCAGAAAUUAGAAGCUAAUCUUCCUGCAGAGAGAUCCAUCAAUCUGUUCUACUGUCUGAAUGAACUGAACGACCAAACUCUGGUGAAGGAGAUUCAGACCCACCUUAGCAAAGGAAGUCUCUCAUCUGGUGACCUUUCACCUGCCCAGUGGUCUGCUUUAGCCUUUGUGUUGUUGACAUCAGAGGAAGAGCUGGAGGAGUUUGAGCUUCAGAAAUUCAAGAAAUCAGACGAGUGCCUCAUUAGAUUAUCGGCAGUCAUUAAAACCUCCAAAACAGCCCUGUUAAAUGAUUGUAACUUAACAGACAAAAGCUGUUCAGCUCUGGCUGCAGUUCUUGGAUCAGAUACCAAUCUGAAAGAGCUGAACAUGAACAAUAAUAAUCUGCAGGAUUCAGGAGUGAAGCUGAUCUGCACUGGACUGAAGAAUUUAAAGUGUAAAUUGGGGAUACUGAGACUCUCUAACUGCAGUGUAACAGAAGGAGGUUAUAAAGCUCUGGCUUCAGCUCUGAGAUCAAACCCUUCACACCUGAUAGAGCUGGAUCUCACAGGGAAUGAUCCUGGACAAUCAGGAGUGAAGCAGCUCAAUGAUUUACUACAGGAUCCACACUGUCAACUGAAGACACUCAGGUUUUUGAGUCCUGCUGCAGAGGAAGCCUGUCAGUAUGUGAAUAGAGUUGUGGGUGAAAACCCGUUUCUCCAGAGAAAGCUGAAUCUGAUUGAUCAUAAACUAGGAGACACACGAGUGAAUCAGAUCGCUGCUCUACUGCAGGAUAAACACUGUCGACUCAACACACUGACUCUGAAUAGCUGCAGUAUUACAGAGAAACAGAGUCUCAUCCUGACUUCAGCUCUGAAAUCAAACCCGUCACACCUGAGAGAGCUGGACCUGAGCGGGAAUAAUCUAGGAGACUCUGGAGUGAAAAACCUCAGUGAUCUACUGAUGAACCCACAAUUCAAGCUGGAGAAACUACAUCUGAGUGAUUGCAGUAUUACAGAGAAACAGAGUCUCAUCCUGACUUCAGCUCUGAAAUCAAACCCGUCACACCUGAGAGAGCUGAACCUGAGCUGGAAUAAUCUAGGAAACUCAGGAGUGAAGCACUUAUGUGCCGUACUGAAGGAUUCACACUGUAAACUGGAGAGAUUGAGGUUAAGCUACUGUGAUAUGACAGAUGAAGGUUGUUCUGAUGUGACUUCAGCUCUGAAAUCAAACCCGUCACACCUGAGAGAGCUGGACCUGAGCGGGAAUAAACUAGGAGACUCUGGAGUGAAAAACCUCAGUGAUCUACUGAUGAACCCACAAUUCAAGCUGGAGAAACUACAGUUAGUGUCAUUAUACUGUACAGCAAUUACAGUGUGACUGAAGUUUAUUUAUUUGAAGACAGCAGGGC